Messenger RNA from Jaminaea rosea, 879 nucleotides. RefSeq names its product HlyIII-domain-containing protein. Gene Ontology annotation, molecular function: signaling receptor activity. The transcript is spliced from 3 exons. Gene Ontology annotation, cellular component: membrane. The record is from RefSeq and is a predicted model, not a curated record. The coding region runs from base 1 to 879 and encodes 292 amino acids. Lineage: Eukaryota; Fungi; Basidiomycota; Exobasidiomycetes; Microstromatales.
AUGGGCCUCAACACCCACCUCUGCUCUCACGAAGAGCUGCCUGCCUGGGCAAAGGACAAUGCAUUCAUUGUCACGGGAUAUAGGCGCCCUGAGCUCUUUCGUCACGAUACCAUCGCCAAGUGCUGGGCCAGCAUUUGGUUGUAUGCUCACAAUGAGAGCGCCCACCUUCUCGACCAUCUCGGAUCCCUCCCAUCCUUCCUCCUGCCCCUGGCCCACGCCCGCAUCUUCUUCCCCUCUUCCUCCUCCCUCAAUCGCACUCCAACCCCCUCCGACUGGCUGGACAUAGCGGGCUUCACCACCUUCCUCCUCGCAGCCGUCACCUGCUUGACCCUCUCCUCGACCUUCCAUACCCUCUCCUGCCACUCCCGCCAGCUAGCAAAAAGGUGCAACGCUCUCGACUACGUAGGCAUAGUAGUCAUGAUCGUAGGCUCUUUCCUACCUGCACUACACUAUGGCUUUCACGAGCAUCCAAAAUGGCAGCUCUUCUACGGAUUGGGCAUCGUGAGCUUGGGAGGGGUGGCGGCCUGGGCCGUGCUUACCCCGCAUUACGCUACACCAGAGUACAGGCCUGUACGUACUGCCAUCUUCCUCGCCUUGGGACUCAGCGCCGUCGUACCAGUGGCGCAUGGUUACAUACUCUACGACUAUGCUACUUUGCGCCUCACCAUGGGGCUUGACUGGUUGAUCCUAUCUGGCAGCUUGUACGUGGUGGGGGCACUCACCUACGCCUGCAGGGGGCCGGAACGUUUUGCUCCUGGCAGGUUCGAUUACGUGGGGGCAAGUCACCAACUCUUUCAUUGCGCGAUUGUCGGGGCAGCGUUUGCGCAUUAUGUUUGUUUGAGGAGGGCGUGGGCCUAUUGGCACGGCGUCGGGGUGUGA